Tachysurus vachellii is the source of this 2791-nucleotide messenger RNA. RefSeq names its product chromosome 25 C11orf65 homolog (gene c25h11orf65). The transcript has 10 exons. NCBI's taxonomy places the organism in Eukaryota, Metazoa, Chordata, Actinopteri, Siluriformes, Bagridae. The record is from RefSeq and is a predicted model, not a curated record. The coding region runs from base 1094 to 2092 and encodes 332 amino acids.
GGGUGUGUUGUAGAAAAAUGCUAAAGUACGUAGAAUGGCGUGAUACGAAGUUUGAUAACGGUUCAGUAACCUUUCCUUUAACGGCACGUCCUGAAGUGUUUCGUUGCUUUAAACCACGGCAGUAUAAUGUCUCAAAACAACAGUUUUUUUUUAACCAAUUAUAGUUGCAUUGAACCUUCUGGAUUAAUAUAAAAUAGAAAAGUAAUCAACACCUUCUGACCAAUCAGAUCCGAGAACUCAGCGGCACUAAACCAAUAUAAUUAUUAUUAUAAUUGUCUAUAUAAUAAAAUGUAUUAUUCCAUAAGUAUUCUAAGUAUUAAUAAUUCACAACAAACGAUUGCUCAGUUGCUAAGCAACAUACCUGUAUAAGAUGUAACGUUUUAUGGAUGCAUUAAUACAACCCGGAUCAGCCAAUCAGACGUUAGAACCAAAACUAGACCCGUAGAACUAGUAAUAAAAAAUAAGCACCGGUGUUUAUUAGGUUAAAUAACGGAGCGACAAUAAUAAGUUGUGUUCCUUUACCCCUAAUAUGUUUUAUAUAAAGCUGAUGGUUUUGUAUCGUUUGUACACAAGUGUAUUAACGUCACGCUUAAACGUCAUCGCAAACCGGACGAUAUUUUUAAAAGCGAAGGCCUCGUUUUAGAGUUAAAGCUACACACCCAGCACAUUAGGCAGCCUCGUGCUGAGCCUGUGGGAAAGGAGUGGAGGGCAGGUCCAUACAGUAACUCAUCAUUAAUGAAGCCAGACCUGAGAUCAAAAACAGUGUGUGUGUGUGUGUGUGUGUGUGUGUGUGUGUGUGUGUGUGUGUGUGUGUGUGUGUGUGUGUGUGUGUGUGUGCAUUCAGAAGUUAUCAUUAAAACCACCAAUGACCUUUUCUUGUUGUGUUUCUUUGGUGACGUUUGUUUGUUCAUCUCCAGUAGACACGUGGAAAAACCAGGGUUUGGCUGCUCUAUUAGUGAAAUCACUGCGAUUAUAUGCGAGAUAUCGCAUUGCUUAUUUGCAUGAAGAAAGAUUUAGAUUGGAUCGACCGGCUCGGCACUUUAAUCGCUGAUCUUGGUGUCUGAUUAUCACAUAAAGCGGCGUUCAUACAGGCAUGAAGAAGGAAAAGAUGAAAUGCUCUUAUCUACUUAGCAGAGCCUUCACUUCCUCUCCACCUAUUCGGGUUGAAGAAGAAGAAGAAGAUAAAGAGUCGCCGUCCACACAGGACAGUUUGUGUGACCGAGCAGCCAGAGUCAUCCAGAGAACAUGGAGGAAACAUGCUAACAUUGUUGUGUUUAAAUACUUCAAGAAUCUGGUGAACUUCAGGCAUCAGGGUGAUCCACACCUCCUGCUCAAAUAUAUCAACCCCAGAGAGGCUGAUAUUUUGGAUGCUGCUGCAGGAGUCUACAUUCGCUUCCGACUCGGUGGAACCAGCUUUCCCCCAAACGUCUACUAUAAAAUCUUCACACAUCGGCCAAUUGUGGACAUGUGCGCCAACAGCCCCAAAGACUACACGCAUCCUGGGCAGAAGAGAGCCGUCGCACAGCAGGUCCAUAACGGCGUGCCGUUGGUUCAGGAUGACCGCACGGGUUGGUACCGUCGGGUGGAGAACAACGGCUGGAGGCUGCUCUCUGGCAAGAUUUAUCUUCAUGGAGACCCCAUUACUCAAGACACAGGCUGCAAAAGAACUGAAUUCCAUCACUGCAAACUCAUCCGACGGCAAGACGCCGAGAGAAAGAGGAAAAUCAGAAAAAUUGAGUGGAUGAAAAAAAUGUAUAAUGAAGGGGCUGUGCACGAUCACGCUGAACACAGAGACACCGUGGUGCUGCAGGAGACUUCAGAUAAAAGUGAGCGGCUUGAACCCGGUGGGGUCGUAGACCAGGAGGUAGACGAGCUGAUCGAGUGGACCAAUGCCCUCAACUUUGAUGAGUAUAUAAACGAAUGGAAGCUUGUGGGUACGAGUAAAUCUUCAGUGCUUCAGAAAGAUAAGCAGCAGGUUCUCUCUGCACACGACCCUCAGGAGUUCUCCGAGCUCACGCAGGACAUCGGCUGCCUCCUACCUGCUCGUGUCUCCAGUCUGAAUCACUCACAAUACACAAGAGGUGUCAUCUGAGAGCGCAUCACAUGACACAGCACAAUCAGUGCUUCACUGUGAGAGCAGUAAUGUUCCUGCAGCUGACAUGAAAUGUUUAUGUAUGUUGUUGUUUAUGUGUAAAAUAUAUUCGGUCCAAUACACUGUAUAAGCUACAAGCUGUAAAUUUGAACAAAGAUCUUCCAAGCUCCAUGUAGUGACUUCAUUUCACAAAAGAGCUUAAUGCAAUUUUAGCAACCCUGUUUGUCCCCACUGACCAAUCACUGAGCACUCACUGAUCACUAUAGUUCACUGCUAUCCAAUCACUGAUCACUAUUGUUCACUAGUCCAUUAGUGAUCACCGUUGUUCACUUACAACUAUUCUCUAUUCUUUUCUCAUCACUCACUCACUUUCUACCGCUUAUCCGAACUACCUCGGGUCACGGGGAGCCUGUGCCAGGCGUCUCAGGCGUCAUCGGGCAUCAAGGCAGGAUACACCCUGGACGGAGUGCCAACCCAUCACAGGGCACACACACACUCUCAUUCACUCACGCACUCACACACUACAUACAAUUUUCCAGAGAUGCCAAUCAACCUACCAUGCAUGUCUUUGGACCAGGGGAGGAAACCGGAGUACCCGGAGGAAACCCCCGAGGCAUGGGGAGAACAUGCAAACUCCACACACACAAGGUGGAGACGGGAAUCGAACCCCUAACCCUGGAGGUGUGAGGCGAACGUGCU